Messenger RNA from Dendroctonus ponderosae (mountain pine beetle), 1200 nucleotides. RefSeq names its product DNA repair protein RAD51 homolog 4. Gene Ontology annotation, cellular component: centrosome; replication fork; Rad51B-Rad51C-Rad51D-XRCC2 complex. Gene Ontology annotation, molecular function: single-stranded DNA binding; four-way junction DNA binding; ATP binding. The record is from RefSeq and is a predicted model, not a curated record. Lineage: Eukaryota; Metazoa; Arthropoda; Insecta; Coleoptera; Curculionidae. Gene Ontology annotation, biological process: telomere maintenance; DNA strand invasion; reciprocal meiotic recombination. The coding region runs from base 175 to 1104 and encodes 309 amino acids. The transcript has 3 exons.
GUAAUUUUAUAUGAAACUUGGGCUUGAGUUAGGCCCCAUUUUAUGAACAAAACACCUAAAUUCCUUUGUUAUUUUCAUAACCUUUCAGCUUAUAGGUUAUAUUGCUUCUGUAGCUACUAGUUUCAUUAUCCUCAAAAUGCUGAUGUUAUUUAUGUAAGUAAUUACUUAGUUGUAAUGUUGCUGACCCGAGUUGAUCACUCGAGUCUAACUGAAGAUGUGUUGAAUGCGUUGAAGAAAAAAGGCAUUUACUCAGUACUCGACUUACUUAGAGCCGAGAACGGGCUUAUAGAGAAGCAUACCUCACUCACAUAUGUGGAAAUAAUCGAACUGAAGAAGCAUUUGGCCAAGUCUUACUCAGCAGCGCCUAUAAAAGCCUUCACUUACUACCAAACAGUGUUGGCUCAUUCCGCUUUGAUUCCAACAGGGAUUAGCGAAUUAGACGAACUGCUACAAGGUGGCCUUUUCACUGGAACGAUUUACGAAUUUUGCGGCUCCGCUGAUGCGGGCAAGCUCCAAUUUACCCUGACGAUUCUGGCUAAUAUUGUGCGCAGUGAUAGCAAAAUUUACUUCGUGGAUACCAAGGGGGACUUUAGCGCAAAACGCCUUAAGACCAAGCUGGAAAGGAAAAGCCCCCAGCAAGACUGCUUAGGUUUAUUAUCCAAUAUUAUCGUAAAACAAAUCGAGGAUAAAUUCCAACUGAUAACAGCCCUAUUCGAAGUGAAACGAGACCUAGAAGCAGGCCCGGAAGCGAAAGUGAUCUUCAUCGACUCACUCUCAACAUUGUUCUUCAGCUCAAACGACCAUGCUGAGAACAAUAACAUUUUGAACCACUUAGCGAACAUCCUCAGAUACUUGGCGGUUGAAAAGAAUAUGAUUAUUAUCGUAACAAACCUGAUUACUACCUGGGUUGGGGCAGGUUUCGAAAAUUGCGAGGAAACUGUGGAAAAAGUCGCUUGCGGAGAAUACUGGAGAAGAGUGCCGAAUGUGCGAGUUAAAAUAGAAAAACUGUCCAAUGCAGACAGCCUCCAACUCAGCUUAUCCAAGCACUUUAAUGUCGUUUUGAAUGAUCAAUGUACUGUGCCUCUUUCCAUCUUUAAUAGUUGAAGAGGAGCGAAGAUGUAUAUAUGGAACGUUUAUGAAUAGAAUUUGUUGAGACUGUUAAAGCACCAACAUCUUGCAUAAAAUUGUGGUUGAAAACGA